GGUGGUAUGUUAUAUAUCGUCGGAGGACGAAACAACUCGUUAAGUGGCAAUGUUGACUGUGAUUCCGUCGACCGUUAUGAUCCUCUGUUGGAUGAAUGGAAGUCUGUACGUUCCUUAACCGUACCGCGCAAUCGAGUGGGUAUUGGUGUCAUCGAUGGUUUUGUAUAUGCUAUUGGUGGUAGUCAUGGUAACUUAUAUUUAAAUCUUGUUGAAAAGUAUGAUGCUGACGAAGAUUGUUGGGUCGAAGUUGCUCCUUUGACUGUUCCUAGAAUAGGUAAUGUAUACAGGCUACAUUUACACGAUACCCUGUCAACAUAAAGGGCUGAUUACAUGUAGACAUUUUCAGCCUGCAUGGCCAGUUUGAACUAUACCCGAGAUGAAAAUUUCAUCUUCGUUGACCGGCCUGAAAAUCGUCAUGUAAUUGACAAGAUAUUUCAUCUUUUGUUCCAUCUCUAAUGAAACCACAGGUCAAAUAUUCGGCGACAUCAGCAUUAGAACAUUUUUCAUUCAAAACUAAAUUUUAACAAAUAUCGACUAUAGUUAUAAAUUAAAUUUUUUAGAACCACUUAGUAUUUUAACAAAAUACAAAACAAGUGUACUGUAACUCCAAAGAUCGAUCUUUGGAGUUACACUUGUUUUGAAUUUUUGUAAAUUAAAAAGUUGUGUAAAAACCAGUUGAACUUUAUUGUACUUAUACGUACAGUAAUAAGAAUUUUGUAAGUCCAGUCAUUCCGACUAGCAGGUUUUAUAGAGAUGAACUGAGAUUCUAGCCUCCAAAAUGAAAUAUAUGUAUUUGCUUCGUAACGGAAAAUGCAUGGUGAGCCUGGAGGUUCUGGUUACAAACAAAAAUUAUUUAAAUGUCCAAAAAUGUGUAAUAAUUUUGUUUUGCGCACUCUGAAUUCGACAUUUUAUUUUAGGAGUUGGAGUUGCGGUGAUCGAUAGGAAACUGUACGCAGUUGGUGGGUAUGAUGGAGUACGUCGUCUGGAUAGGUGAGGAUUAUUAAUUUAAGAAUAUUAUGAGAGGAACCAUUCAAUUCAAGUGUUUACCGCUGUGUUCGCUAUGCAAGUAACACAUUUCCAUCUCGAGACAUUUAACGACAUUUCGAAUAAUUAGCUUGCAUUUCAGUGCAGAAGAGCUGUUGCUAAUGUAUGGCGUCUGCCUCCACACCAUAUGAUAAGGUGAAUGUUAAGAUACUUUUAAUAUCAGAUUAUGAUGAAUUUAAAUUUGAUCAUUUGUCGCGAGACUAUAGACUGUAAAAAGGGGGGGGGGGAUGUUGAACAGGGCUUCAAAAUGAUAAGGUCGGCGUUAAGAUGCUAAUUUUGAAUUUUAUAUGGCGUUUUAAUAACAGAUAUACUCAUAACACUAUACGUCCUUCAUAUAUAAGUAACACUGUCCCACUUGCGGAUAAACACAAUAUUAAGGUCGGUUUGCUAGAAAUUAUCAAAUGAAGCGUGAAGCUAUAAUUAGCAUAAACACGAGGUUCAUGUUAAAAUCGAUUAGCAUAAUAAUAUCAUACGGUUUAUAUAUAUAUAUAUAUAUAUAUAUAUAUAUAUAUAUAUAUAUAUAUAUAUAUAUUAUAUAUAUAUAUAUAUAUUAUAUAUAUAUAUAUAUAUAUAUAUAUAGUAUAUAUAUAUAUAGUAUAUAUAUAUAUAGUAUAUAUAUAUAUAUAUAUAUAUAUAUAUAUAUAUAUAUAUAUAUAUAUAUAUAUAUAUAUAUAUAUAUAUAUAUAUAUUACGACAAAGAGAUGGCUACGUAUCGAAGAAUUUAUUAAAGAUGACUAAAGUAAAGUAUAAAAAUAAAUUUUCGGCCACUUGACACGGCCUUCCUCAGAAUAAAAACUAAGUUACAGCACAUGGCAUUUAUACUAUUUAGCAUGCUAAGUAAUUAACCUAAUCCUAUUGUUGUACAAAAUCAUGCGUAGAGUUAAGUCCUCUUUGAUUAGUCAAUAGCAUACCAAUCCAAAAAUUUUCACAUUCCCUUAGGUUGCCUAUAACACACUCAUUGCUUUCAGCACUAACCUAAGUUGGGGGGGGGUGGGGAGGGGGGAUGCUUGGAAAUUGCUUAACUAUGCAUAUUAAAUGUUAGAUUAACUAAACUAAAUAUUUCAUGUCGUUGAUCCUGAAAUUUUAUUCCAGUUUUGUUUAUUGUCGGUUUAGCAGCUAUUAAAUGACAUAUUUCAUGUCUUUGAUUAUGAAAUACGGAAAAUUACGAUAAAAUAUCGUAUUUUGUAGCAUAGCGACUGUGUCAAGAGUACUGUACUUGUGUAUAAUUUUUCAUUGUUUGUUUAUGGUUUUCAUUGAGUCGUAUCAAAAUACAUAUUUCUUUUUAGAAUCAGUGCAAGAGAGGAUAUAAUAGUAAAAACAACAAAUUUCCUGCCAAAAUUUUACGAAUUUUGUCGGGUUAAUCAACACAAAUAUUGAGAAAUAGCACUAAACUGCAUGCAGACUUGUCUUUCGCACGACAGUAAUUUUUACGACAUGAUAUUGCUAAUAUUUGCAUAUUCAUAUAAUUAUUUUGUAAAUUAUAUACAAAUAAAUGCAUGGCAUAAUUUUUCAUCAUGUAGUCCACUUGACUGUCUUGACAUAUUUAUAACAUUCUGUCCUUAUUUAUACAAACAUUCUGUCCGCCAUAGUUUUAAGUAAGUUAUAAAUGGAAGGGAACAGUACCGCGGAUAAAUAAUAGUUCAGUAAUUUUAGCUCAUUUUAAGGCCAAGGUUGGAAAAAAUAGUAAAAAGCUAAAAAUUGUUAGAUGCAAUAAUUUAACUAUCCUGAACAAUAUACUAAAAGUCCCCAUGUAUCCUCUUGGAGCUUUUUCCAUUAUGACAAGGUUUUUUUCGAUUUCCUUAUCACUCCCAUAUUGUUAAAAACGUGAAAUUUCAAGUUCACUCAUACCAAAAAUCAUCACUAGAAAGCUCAUAAAAACUACAUAUAAGACAUUUAAGUCUGACAACACGUUUCCAACAGCUCAUAACUCAAGAAGAACUUGCAAAAUCAAGGUAGCCGUUUAAAUGUCUUAUAUGUAGUUUUUUGUAAGUUUUCUAAUAAUGUAACUUAUUUUUCCUAUAACUGAAUCUGAAAUUUCGCUUUUUAACAAUAUAGGAGUUCACUAGGGAAAUCGAACAAAAAACUUGUCAUAAUGGAGAAAGCUCCAAGAGGAUACAUGAGAACUUUUAGUAUGUUAUCAAGGUUGCUGAAGAGAGUGCAUACGCUAAUGUUUGGCUUUUUACUAAUUUUUUCUGACCUAUUUUCUAUUUUGAUUGUACUAUAACGCGGGUUGCGGUCAUAGUCAGUAGCGGGAGUAAUUAAUAGCCCAACUGCUUAGUGAUGGAUGAAAUGACGCUUCACUUUCACCAACAAGCAGUUCGAUAUGUUCUUACUUUGAAAUCAUUUUAAACUUACAGUUCCUAGUAAGUAAUCUCUUCUAUUUCUAGCUGUCCCUCCCUCUCCGACUUCGAAAUAUCUCCUUAGAGACAUUAACUUGUUGUUUUACACAGUAUAUUCGUGUUUCUACCAUUUAGUGUGGAAUGCUAUGAUGCAACAUUAGAUAAAUGGACUUUGGUCGCGUCUAUGAAGUCAGCUAGAAGUGGUGCUGCCGUUACUGCGGCUAGUAAAUACAUUUACGCAUUGGGUGGGUAUAACGGCACAACACAGUUAAGUAGUGUGGAGAGAUAUGAUCCAGUACUGGACGAAUGGACACUAGUAUCAAACAUGUUAGACCACCGCAGUGCCCUGAGUGUGGCAUCAUACGAUAACAAACUGUAUGUAUUUGGAGGAUAUGAUGGAGAGAAAUUUCAUGAUACAGUGGAGGUUUAUGAUUGUGAACAGGAUCGGUGGGAGGUAGCGGCUGCCAUGAGCACGGGCCGUAGUGGUGCUGCUGUAGUGGUAGGAGUACGACCAGCAUUCUGAGAAAUUGACCAGAGUUGCAUCCGGCAAAGAUUCCCCGUCGCGAGCUCGAGACUACGGAGCUUUAGAUUUGACCACGAGUACGACUACGAGUACGAGAUUUGAUCGCGUGCUAGGAAAUUACCGUAGUCGUUUUCGUUUCCAUUCAAAUGUUGUUUUUAUAACAGUAAACCAACAACGAGAGAAAAAGUUUCAUAAACUAAAUCUCCUGCUGACUAAAAUCCCCUACAAAACGUGAAAAUAAGUCAUAACAUUAAAAACAGGCCAGAUAUUUAGUAUUAAUAUAUUAUUUGCGCCGGAUAAACGCUAUAUAAAUGCUAGAAAUUAUUUUUGGAAAACAAAAAAAAGGUCAACUUUCUUUGUUUUUUUGAAAAGUCGUCGUGAGGACUACGAGAUUUAUCCGCAAGUUCGUUCUCAGAUGGGCGACGGCUACGAUUUUUUCGCGUCAGUACGGGAUGGCGUAAGCAUACAGCAUACGUUUUCGCUUGACGAAUCUCGUACUCGUAGUCGUACUCGUAGUCAAAUCUAAAGCUCCCUACUAAGAAGAAGCUGACGGGAUAGUCAACCAGAAGAAAAUUCGUUUGGGCCCAUUUGGAGGAGGGUAAAAUAUAAUUGUGUGGGAUAGUUUUUGAAGGGCUGUCAUAGUAGUUUAAACAGAAUAAAUAGUCUGGUAAUCUGGAUAAUAGAGUCCUGUUCCCUUUUUACUGGUUUUUAACUGGUGAAUUUAUUUGCGCAAUAAAGAUUCCUAUUAUUGUAAUCGGAAUGGUAAUAAUGUAGAUAUCUGAAAAAGAAUUGACUAGUUAUUUCAUUACCUCCAGUUACAAAUGCAUAAUCAGCUCAAAAACACUAUACAAACUUAAAAAGCGUAUAUGAGGUUCUAUAUUUUCCAUAAUUGUGAAUAUCGGAUUUAUUUAUUAUGCAAAGAAUUACCGUUUCAGACGAAAAUAUGAAAAGUUUUAUAACCAGAAACAAAAGAAAACUAAAUUGCUUUUCGUAAUUUCAGGUCACGUUCGAUAACCUAACCGAUAAAUUCAUAAAGGUAAUUUUUUGUUUGAAAAGAUCCCCAUACUAAGCCGGAUAAUAUUUAGCCUGCUAUGGGUAAAGCGCCUGCAUGGAAGCCAUACAACUUUGGAUACCUAUGUCCCAAAUCAUGUAAUUCUAGGUCAGUAUUCAAGUCUCCUAUUUAUAGAAUAUAACGCAUCAGUUUCUACGCUUGUUGACGUGCGAAGGAAGCUUAUUCAAAUCUUUGCAUGCAAUAUAUUUCUAUAUCGCAAAUGACUCCUCACAACAUAAUCCCCAAAUUUGGAAAUACUCAACAUGGAUCAUUCGUUCAAACACAUUUUUAGUCAUAUCAGGUUAUUCCACAAAUGUAUAACAUGUGAUAGUAUGGAUAAAUUCUCCGUUUGUGCGUGCGUGUCGAUUAUCUGGUAAGCCAUUUCACUCUGGAAUAUUGUCUGUGUGGUCUUUAUGGUUCUUUCCGGUAUUUCCUGAUUGGUUGAUUUCAAGAUACGAUUUUAGGGGGGCGGAUAUACAAAAUUGUAUGGCGUCAAUGCAGGCUGUCCUUCCCUAGACUAGCAGGGCCUGCUGCAGGCUAUCCUUUGUUGAAUGUUGAGCAAUGCUUUUGAAAUUCAUCAAUUUCGAGGUUGUUUAUUUGAAAGUAUAUCAGCUGAGCCGUAAUCCGGCACUUUUUGUUAUUUUCGUUCAAUUUAUUCGUCCCUAGAUGUAUUUGUAUUUAUUAAAACCAUUAUUUAACCCCCAAGGUAAUCCUGUCAGUGUCUCAAGGAACUGGGAGCCCUGAUAUCAUAUUACAAAAAAAAUAGGUGAUUACGUGAAUGAAAUAAAUAUUAUUGUAUAAAUACUAACUUCCCGACGAAGAGUCUUCGCUCGAAACAUGGACGUUCUCUUUGAAUUUUUUUUAGAUUUUUAGGCAGUUGUAUAUCGCUAUCAAUCCGAAGCUUUAUUAUGCACCUAUCAAUGUUUU
This is a messenger RNA of Paramuricea clavata, 5884 nucleotides long. Lineage: Eukaryota; Metazoa; Cnidaria; Anthozoa; Malacalcyonacea; Plexauridae. The record is from the annotation of a GenBank genome assembly.